Anguilla rostrata (American eel) is the source of this 2624-nucleotide messenger RNA. Its product is annotated as glycerophosphodiester phosphodiesterase 1-like. The record is from RefSeq and is a predicted model, not a curated record. Gene Ontology annotation, molecular function: glycerophosphodiester phosphodiesterase activity. Bases 216 to 1217 code for a protein of 333 amino acids. The transcript has 6 exons. Lineage: Eukaryota; Metazoa; Chordata; Actinopteri; Anguilliformes; Anguillidae. Gene Ontology annotation, biological process: N-acylethanolamine metabolic process; ethanolamine metabolic process; phospholipid metabolic process. Gene Ontology annotation, cellular component: plasma membrane.
AAGGUCGCCAAACGGAAACCCAAAGGGAUUGUGGACAGUAUUUCAGUAGUGUCAGCGAAUCGCCUCUGAGCGAACACUGUGCUGAUAUCUGCUUGUCCUACAUCUGGAUAUUAGUACGCUAUCUGGACUGCAUUGCCUUGUGCUCUUUCACAACUAGAUAUAUCUUGAAGGCUGUCAAGUUGUAUAACCAUUGAAUGAGGUGUACACAUUAAGGAAUGUUGGAGAUCGGAGAUGGGAUUGUUUUUUUCUCGGUGGUGUUCGUCGUGGUUCUCCUCGUAACCAGGAGUGCCAUUUGUGCCACCGGCUUGACAGCAUCACUCUACAUCUUGCUAUUAAUAUUCCGGUACCCUCAGGUCCCCCGGAGUCGGGUGGGACAGGUGUUACGGCCCAGUAAGACGGUCAAAACCGGCGGCGUCUCUGUGGUGGCUCACCGGGGUGGUGGGUACGAUGCUCCGGAGAACACACUUGCGGCGAUCCGGGAGGCCAGUCAGAACGGGGCGACGGGAGUGGAACUGGACCUGGAGUUCACGGCCGACGGUGUUCCGGUGCUGAUGCACGACGAGACCGUGGACCGGACCACCAACGGAUCCGGAGCGCUGAGCAACAUCCACUUCGCAGAGCUCAGCAAGCUGGACGCCUCAGCCAAUCACAGGCUCAAGGAGAGGUUUCGAGGGGAGAAGGUCCCCACUCUGCAGGAGGCCGUGGAGGAGUGUCUCAGACAUCAGCUGACCAUUUACUUUGAUGUCAAAGGUCACGCAGAGGAGGCAGCUGCAGCUCUGAAGAAGAUCUACAGGAAGCACCCGGUUCUCUACAACAGCAGCAUCGUCUGCUCCUUUGAGCCCAAUGUCAUCUACAAGAUGCGGCAGGCGGACCCGGAGGUGGUGACGGCGCUGACGCACCGGCCGUGGAGCCUGAGUCACCUGGGCGACGGCACACCCCGCUCCUCGUCGCCGUGGAAACGGCACUUGAUGCAGGUGCUGGACGUGGUGCUGGACUGGGCCCAUCACCACCUACUGUGGAACCUGUGUGGAGUGUCGGCCUUCCUGCUGCAGAAGAACUACAUCUCCCCGGACACUGUGCAGUACUGGGCAAAGAGAGGGGUGGAGGUGGUGAGCUGGACCGUUAACACAGAGGUGGAGAAGGAGUACCACCAGCGCCUGCUGAACAUCAGCUACAUAACCGACAGCCUGAGAGAGGACUGUGAGCCGCAUUACUGACUGAAGAAAUUUACAGGGAACGCACACACACACACACUCGUGAAUGUACGCACACACACGCACACACACACAGUUUUCCUUUCUGAGCAUGAAGAAGGGAUUUUAAGAAAACCCCAAAGUCCAAAAUAUUGCGAUUGCUGAAGUUUAAUUGCUAUAAUUUUACUUUACUAAAGAUCAAAAGAGAAGAGUAAAUGAAAACGGAUUGGAAUGAAUCGGGCCCAGCCUCCUGCGUGCCAAAACCCCUUUGACAAGUGCCGAGUUCAUGACGUCAUCACAGCCGUGUACCAUUAUCUACAGUGCUUAAAAGUUGUUACAGAGCACAGCAUAUUGCAUUGGGAGAGAUCCCACGUCAAGUCAAAGACACGCACACGUUCAUGAUUAUAGCAGUAGGCCACACACACCCACAACCGUACCCAUUCAGAAGCACAUAACACUCAAUUUUAUAGGACUUCCCAAAGCCAAAACCCCCAUCCAUUUUCACUGUAUCUCACACAAUUCAAAUGGAAAAUGGUAAAUGGACUGCAUUUAUAUAGCGCUUUACAAUUGAUGCCUCUCAUUCACCAGAGCAGUUAGGGGUUAGGUCCCAGGGCUGGGAUCGAACUGGCAACCCUCCGACUGCCAGACAACCUCUCUUACCUCCUGAGCUAUGUCACCCCCAAUCUCACUUUCUGAAAUCUACAGGAAAUAAUGGGGUUUUUUUUCACCCAUACGUGAAUAUUUAUUGGCUGCUGCCCAUCAUGUCACCUGUCUAGUACGGACAGGGGGGUUUCAAUCAGGUUCCAAAACAAAACCACACUUUGCCUUUUGCCUCUGGUUUCUUCUUUAAAGAGGGAGUUUAAUGGAUACGGUAUAGCGCCGAUAUUUACCUCAGAACUGUUACUAUAGUGUAAUGGAACCAUUUAGUUACCCUUUACUUGAACUCUGCUAUAAAGCCUGCAUUAUACUGUCAACUGGCAUGAGUAGUCUUAACAGCACAUUACAGCUCAUAAUAGAUGUCAUAGCCAUGUAUGCAGUGGCCAUUUUGUAAAAGUUUUGUAUAUUUACUGUGUAACUAUGGCAGGAAAUUUAUCUUGAGCUGUAAUACAUUUUUAUGCCAGGUUAUGACAGGUAAUGCAUCCUACGCCUGCCUAAGUGACUGAAAUAAUCUAAUGAAUGUCUUUCUCAACAUGUACCCUCCUCACUUCCCUAACAAUUAUAUCACCAAAUUUACACUGAUUCUACAGACUGAAACUGUCCUACUUAGUUUUAAAAUGUGCUUUUCCAAUGUCCUUUUAAUUAUUUAUUUUGUCUCAUUCUUGUAUGUUAGGUUAACAAAUUAAGUGGUCAGAAAUUGGUCAUUAUGUAAGAGGUAUGUGUAAUGAGGUAUGUUUCUAUUUUAUAGUCAAUAAAGGAAUAAAAAAAACAUUA